Racocetra fulgida is the source of this 2092-nucleotide messenger RNA. The record is from the annotation of a GenBank genome assembly. Lineage: Eukaryota; Fungi; Glomeromycota; Glomeromycetes; Diversisporales; Gigasporaceae.
AUGAACUUGUAUAGAUCCCUUUUAGGUGAACUUGAAAAUGCAGCAGAAUAUCAUAUAGAUGAUACGAAUUAUCCUUCUUUCAUCGAAGGAUUGGAACGUACUAAUCAUGUUCUUGUAUAUCCUGAUACUUUUAAUGAUGAUGGUGUAUGUUUCAUUGUUGAACCUUCUCUUAAUGACCGUCCUGAGCAGAUUCAAAAAUUGCUCAAAUCUGUUCUUACUUCUUAUGAUAAAAGACCUGAUGAUAAAAGAUCCGAUGAUAAAAGACCACCUGAUGAUAAAAGGCCUGAUGAUAAAAAACCUGAUGAUAAAAGACCUGAAGAAGAUAUUGAGAUAAAAGGUCUUGAAUAUGUGGUCAUAUUGUCACCCAGAGUUAGUUUUGAAUGGAAUGGUGUUGUCAUGGCUGUGUCAAUGGAGCAAUUUAACCUUGACCUCAAACCUCAUCAUACCAGAUUAGUGGCAGAUGGGGCAGACCGAUUACAGGCGUGUAAACAACGUUUUCGUAAAUCGGUAGAGGAUUGUUACAUUAAAAUGUUGACGGAAUCACGACCAAAUGAUCCUGAUGUUAAUCAUGAAGCAUCAAAGCUUAAAAAGACAAUUUUUAAAUUAGUUAAUAAAAUAAUUGAUAGUGUUAACACAAUACGUAAUAGGACAAGAAAUGGAGAAUGUCAAGACUUAAUUGAGAAUUGUUUCAGUUUUGCUACUGAAGUUGGACAACGCGCACUUCGUUAUAUUCAUCGUGAUGCUUGGCGUGUCCAACUGAAUGUCAAGUUGACACGAAUGUCUAUUGAUUGGGUUAGUUUCAUAUGUGAUGAUUGUGUCCCUACUGAUCGUAAAACCUUUCGAUGGGCCGUGAUCGCUUUAGAAUUUGCUAUGGCAACUAAUCGUGGUAAUAAUAUUUUGAAUCUGACCGAAUGCGAAUUUGCCAUGUUACGUAGUAAAGUCGGUAUGUGUAUGAGAUUAUUCAUUUCUCACGUAGAUAUUAUGGGAGCAAGACAAUCAUAUGAAGCUCAAGAACAACAACGUCAAGGAACUAUUGGAAGUAACGAUAUGGGACAAUCAAUUGUUCAACAAGUAAAGAAAUAUCGUGGACAAAUACAUAAUGGAGAAUGUGUUAAUGCUACGCAAGAAGGAUUGAUAGCUGCUAUACGUCAAUUAGAAUUCAAGCGUGCACAAAAAGAACAAGAACAACGACUUGUAGGCAAAGUUCUUGAAGAAGAUCAACAAAAUCGACCACUUGUUUUCUUGGCAUCAUCUAGUUCUAAUAUUUCACUUCGUUGGCAACAAGGAAAAUUUAUUGGUGGAGGUACUUUUGGAUCAGUUUACCUGGCAGUAAACUUGGAUACUGGUGAUCUUAUGGCUGUUAAGGAGAUUCGAUUUCAUGAUCCUUCUUCACUUACCAAACUUUACAAACAAGUUAAAGAUGAAAUGUCAGUUAUGGAAAUGCUUGAUCAUCCAAAUAUUGUAUCGUAUUAUGGUAUUGAGGUGCAUAGAGAUAGAGUGUACAUAUUUAUGGAAUACUGCUCAGGUGGAUCUUUAGCAUCUCAACUCGAACAUGGACGUAUUGAAAAUGAGAAAGUAGUACAAUUUUAUGCAUAUCAAAUGUUGCAAGGGUUAAUCUAUUUACAUGAACAUAACAUAGUACAUAGAGACAUAAAACCGGAUAAUAUAUUGUUAGACCAUAUGGGAACUAUUAAAUUUGUUGACUUUGGGGCCGCAAAGAUUCUCGCAAAGAAUCAAAGGACAAUGGGACGCACAACUACGGGUCCAGGAACGAAUGUCAAUAGUUUAACUGGUACACCUAUGUAUAUGGCACCGGAAGUUAUAACUGGUGGAGAAAAAGGUCGUAAAGGAUCAAUGGAUAUAUGGUCGUUAGGUUGUUGCGUUUUAGAAAUGGCGACAGGACGACGUCCAUGGUCAAAUUUAGAUAAUGAAUGGGCUGUAAUGUACCAUGUAGUAACAGGUCAUCCACCGUUACCUGAUUCUUCUCAAUUAUCAGAUUUGGGAAUUGACUUUCUUAGACAGUGUUUCACAAGAUCGCCACAAGACCGUCCUCCAGCCGAAGAAUUACUUCAACAUCCUUGGAUGGCUCUCG